AUGCCCAUUUUCUCCCUUGCUAAAACGGAGCGCGACGCGCCGCUACUAGAAUCCAACGGCGCAACGUUGUUUCCCAACACAUUUUCGAUGCAGGAAUUUACUAGAAAUCAUUAUGAUGAAUUUCUUGACCUGAAAGAUGCUGGUGAAACUGUGGACGUACCGCGAAUUUAUACAAUUCCGAAAGGAACUUCCAUCCCAGAGAGUUUAAUUCUCAUCUACGAGCACCUUGCAUGGUUUAGUCUGCAGCCAUCUCGCGGAAUGUCACUGCGAGACUUGAACCGUUCUCUGGACGACUUCUUCGACAGCGCUGCCACAAAGGAGUCUGUCGAGUCGUGGCUAGCUUCACAUCCAUUCGAAGCUGCGAGUGACAAUGCGGAAGAGGCUUGGAAGAACGUGUAA
Beauveria bassiana ARSEF 2860 is the source of this 399-nucleotide messenger RNA. RefSeq lists its product as uncharacterized. Lineage: Eukaryota; Fungi; Ascomycota; Sordariomycetes; Hypocreales; Cordycipitaceae. The transcript has 3 exons. The record is from RefSeq and is a predicted model, not a curated record. Bases 1 to 399 code for a protein of 132 amino acids.